GGUUUCACUCCACGUCCACGUGAGACACACCAGUCUGCAUUUAACUGUCGAUAAACCAAAUAAUAAUGAAUGGGGAGGAGAAUGAGGAGUUCGGAGCCUUCGUGGCCCUUCACGCAGGGGCUCUGCAGGCCUCCGGGAUCCCGUCUAUCUACUGGAAGAGUCUGCAUCACAAAAUCACCAACGAGAUUUAUGAUGCUGGAGAGGUUUUUGGGAUCAUGCAGUUCCAACAAGAUGAUGAGGAAGAGGAGGAUGGAGAGAAUGAGGAGAAGAAGAGGGGCAACCCUGGAGCAGAGACCAGCUGUAAAGUGGUGGUCACUAGGGAGAGUGGACUGCAGGCAUCAGAGCCCACCAGUGUUUUCCUGGUGGAUCACGCAUGGACGUACCGAGUGGAUCAUGCGCGACGGCAGCUGGAGCAGAUCCCUGGCCUGCUACCCAGAAUGGCUGCUCUCAUGGGGCUGGACUUCCAUGGUGAGGCCCCGGACCCAGACACAGUGGAGCUGGUGAUGGAGCACAUGUGGAAGUACAAUCAGACCUACCACCUCGCACAAGGGUCAGCAGAGGAAAAGAUCCCUGUCUGGUACAUCAUAGAUGAGUUCGGCUCCCAGGUGCAGCACUCGGAUCAGCCCAGCUGUGCCAUGGCUCCCCUCUUCUAUGUGCAGGGCCAGUUGGCAUACUCUGUCCUGUGGCCUCUGCGGGAUUUGCAGGAAGGAGACGAAGUGACACGUGAUUAUGCGUACGGGGAGACAGACCCUUUGGUGAGGAAGUGCCGUCUGUUACCAUGGAUACCUGCACAACUGGAUGGGGUCAGAAGUGUCACAUCUGAGCCUCCUGACCUGUACUAUGAGACCAUUUCACAGGAGAACAAGGAGCAUCUCCCUGUGGAAAUCCAACCCCUCACGGUCCCUGAGGACAAAAUCCUCAAGGUUUACUCUGAAAUGUCCCAAGUCACAAACAACCUCACACAUCCUCGAUUCCAGCUGACAGAGGAGAAGCAGGAGGCUGAUAUCCUUUGGUGCUACAAUCACAUCAAAGAUUACAGGAAGCUAAGUGAGGAGCGGCCUCAUGUGAUGCUCAACCAGUUUCCCUGUGAGAGCCUGGUCACUGUGAAGGACUGUCUGGCUGCUGUGGCUCGGAGAGUCAGAGGUGGCCCAUCGCCAGACUGGCUACCAGAGACCUUCAACUUACAGACGGAGCUGCCAGAGUUCAUCAAGCAAUAUCAACUGAGACAAGAGAGGGGAGAGGACAACCACUGGAUCUGUAAGCCUUGGAACUUGGCCCGUGGCCUGGACACACACAUCACUAACAGCUUGGACUGCAUAAUCAGACAGAGAGAGAGCACACCAAAGGUGGUGUGUAAGUACCUUGAAGAUCCAGUGCUGUUCAGCAGGGAGGAGGUGGGAAUGGUGAAGUUUGACAUUCGCUACAUGCUAAUGCUGCGUUCUGUGCAGCCUCUGCGCCUCUAUGCCUACAAUGUCUUUUGGUUGCGUUUUGCUAACAGACCCUUUUCCUUGGACCACUUUGAUGAUUAUCAAAAGCACUUCACUGUCAUGAAUUACACAGAAGGGGUGGAGCUCAAGCAGAUACACUACGACGAGUUCAUCCCAAUGUUUGAGAAGCAGUACCCACAGUAUCCAUGGAAGGAGAUCGAGGCUUUGUUGUUUAAGGCAUUCAGAGAACUGUUUGAGGCAGCGUCCUCUCGACCAGCUCCAUACGGAAUUUGCCCAUAUCCAGGAUCUAGGGCGAUCUACGCUGUCGAUCUCAUGCUGAAGUGGAGCACAGGGGAAAGAGGUGAGCGGGUGAUGCAGCCUCAGAUCCUGGAGGUGAACUUCAGCCCAGACUGCGCCAGGGCCUGUCUCUACCACCCUUCCUUCUACAACCACAUGUUCCAGACACUGUUCCUGGAUCAGCCAGAGCAAUGCCCAGUCAAACAGAUUGUAUGAUCAACUUUCUGCAUCUGACGCCUUCAGCUCAGGUCACUGUUUUCAUUGUAAUAUCUAGUUUAAAGUUUCAUGGAGGAGCCAAUAAAAUAUCUUUUUGAAAUGGGGACCAAUAAAGACUCAGGCUCA
Sphaeramia orbicularis (orbiculate cardinalfish) is the source of this 2066-nucleotide messenger RNA. RefSeq names its product tubulin tyrosine ligase-like family, member 12 (gene ttll12). Gene Ontology annotation, biological process: protein modification process. The transcript has 14 exons. The coding region runs from base 66 to 1940 and encodes 624 amino acids. Gene Ontology annotation, cellular component: cytoplasm. Lineage: Eukaryota; Metazoa; Chordata; Actinopteri; Kurtiformes; Apogonidae. The record is from RefSeq and is a predicted model, not a curated record.